This is a messenger RNA of Caenorhabditis auriculariae, 15902 nucleotides long. The record is from the annotation of a GenBank genome assembly. Lineage: Eukaryota; Metazoa; Nematoda; Chromadorea; Rhabditida; Rhabditidae.
AUGCGGCAUUUAUUCGUUCUCCUCAUGCUCACGUUCUACAAAAUUUCGAUAUGUGAGUUCAUUUUUCUUCUUGUUUAAAGUUUUCGUAUUUAUGGGGAAAAGAGGGAAAAUUCUGAAGUGUGGGAAGAUUUCAAGUGGUUGGCUUGGGUAAAAUAUUGAGAAAAUUUGGAAUUGGAAGCAUCCCAAAAGUUUUUUUCUUUCAAUGAAAAAAAUGGUGUAUUUUCGUAAAAUUCUUGAAAAAAAUGGGAAUAUGUGAAGCUUAAGUAAAUGAAUUUUUUUUAAAUCAUUGAAGUCGUUUUUUUUUCAAGCCUGCUAAAAGUAAUACCUGGAGAAGGUGGAUGAAAAUCUUGAACAUAAGAUUUUAAAAACUAGAAAUUUGAUUUUUUUUUUCUCCUCAAGUUCUGGAGUGUUGCUAUGAUCGUUUUAAGAAAUAUUAAAAAAUAGCUCCAGAAAUAUCUCAUUUUCCUGUUUCUAAGCAAUUUCAGUGCAAACAUACUAGCUUGGAUAAGUCAUUGGACGCCGUUUUACGGGGUCCAAUUAUUCGGAAACUGAGAAGGCCUAGGAUUAUGAGCCACGGCAACAUGGAUUAUCCCGUCCUUUCGGCGGCUAGAAGUGUAGUUAGUUGGGUUUUAGGUAAUUAAGAUUAAGGUUAUUUUUGAGUUUUAUGAUGGAUUUUACGGUUUUUUUUUCAAUAGGUAGGUUGAGAAAUUUUUCUGCCGUUUCAUGUGAUUCAGUACUGAUAGGUAUGUCACUUCAUAGGCAGUCGGAAAAGGUGGAAAAAGGGUCCUUUUUGCUGCCUUUUUGCGCAAUUUCAUCGGCUCUUAUACACCAUUUUUUGCUACCUCUCCCUUUUCCACCAUUUCUUGACACACCCCAGAAAAAAUGGCUCGAUAAAGGGACCCUUUUUGUUGCCUUUCUGUGGCCUUUUUGCCGCCUUUCUGCGGCCUUUUUGGUGCCUUUCUGCGGCCUUUUUGCUGCCUUUCUGCAGCCUUUUUUGAGCCUCUCCCUUUUAGCGGCCAUUAUCCACCCUUCCGACUUUGCCCGAGUUAAAGGACUGCUCAUAAUUAUAAUAGUGGCUUGUGAGAAUUUUAUUUUUCAAGUAACCCUAAAAGAGCCAUUUCAACUUUUACCAACAUAGUGCGCCAACUCGACCAUUCCCGUUUUCCAUCCGCCAGACACCCCCCCUCUGAGGGGGAUUUACCCAGAAUCAUUAUAUACUAUGUGUAGAUGAGCGCAUCUGGCCACUGCCGCCGAGAAGAAGAAGCUGACCAGAUCAAAUUACGGUAAUCUCGGCGGCCGUCGGAUUGCGUCGAAGUGACUGUUUGUCUCGACCUGUAUGUCUUAUGGCGGCACGUUUUUGCUCCAAUGACACUUUUGUAGCCGAUCGAGGCGGAAGAUUGGUGCAAAUAUUGAUUGAUUGCUUGGCAAUAAGGCUUAUUUGGAUGUCAAUUAAAGUAGACUUCUGGAAGAAUAAUUUGAAAAAAAAAAUGAUUUUUUAGUUAAAGUCCUUAGAGAAUGACAUACAUCGUCGAAACUUUGGAAAAAAAAAUUGGAAUGCUUUUUUUUACACUUUAAAAGAAAUCAGAGCUUUUUGAAUAAAAAUGGUCGUACUCAACCUUUCAAAUCCGCUCCAUGGACAAAUGUUUUAUAGCCAACCAAGACCACUCAUCCGUUAAAAGCUUUCUAGAAACAAAAACAACAAGAGAAACAUUUUCGAGUCGAGCAGAAAUAAAAAAAAAUUGGCCGUACAAGCUCGCCGAUGCGCGACAACAUGCAUUAACGAGCCCACUUUUGGCCAAAGUCCUUUCCGCCUUUUUUGAUUCACUUUUUGAUGCUAACUAGCCGUGUUUCGACUGCGAGCUGUACAUCUUGAAAAACAGAAACAUUUUAAAUAUGAGAAAAAAAGGGACUUGGGUUUCAAUAAUCGAUUUAUUGAUUGAUUGCGUUGAUAUAAGGGAACUCAGACUUUCAAAAAUCAUCACAAAGUCUAAUUUUUGAUAAUUAAAUCGAGUGACAUCUUACUCGGACAUUGGUAACGCGAAACGGACGUUUCUAGGCAAUUCUAGGGAUCACUUAAGAGUGUUGAAGCCACUAAAGUGGUCGCUAGAAAUGAUCAGAAACGUCCGGAGCACGUCCGUUUCCCGUUACCAAUGUCCGAGUAGGUAUGAGCUGCAGUUUGAGAAUCCGAGUGAUCAUUUCAGUGUUCUGAGGAUUAAAGGUUUUUGGGCAGUCCCAAUUGAAAAGCGGCCAAAAUUUACUAUUUUAGUAGCCACUUGGCGCCUUUUUAGUGAAAAAUCGACAUUUUAAAGGAGUCAUUUAGAUUAAGAAAACUGUUUUGGAGCAAACGCGAAACUUUCUAGUUUUACAAGCUAUGAAUGAAAAAAGAAAUGAUUUUUCUACAAUCAAAAAAGUUUCUAGUGGCCGCUCUAAAGUUUUUUUGAACUUUUUAUAGUCUUUAUGCCACGACUUGAAAUUUAACGAAACGACAUUCCGUUGUUCCGCUGCGUGCGUUCGCGAAGCGUCUUUCGAAUCUAGAUCACGCUUUUAAUUGAUUGUUUUGGGAGCACAUGAAAGUAGAGUAGGGAAACAUUUAAAAGCGCGACCAAGGAUCCCAAAGGCAAACAGCGGAACAGCGGAAUGUCGUUCGGUGAAAUUUUAAGUCGUGGCACAUAUACAUAACUUAUUUUUAGUUUCUUCAUUCCAUCCAUUCAAAAAUAUGAAAGAUGUGAACAAACUAAAAAUAGCGAAAGAAGUUUUUUUUAUAUUCAAAAUGGAUAUUCCCUUGAGACAGCAAAAUUUCUUUUAAAGUGUUUUUUCGCCUGGCAGUGAUUGAAAGCUUUUCCUUUCAAACAACUUUUUUACAAACUUGUCAUAAAUUUUAAUCCGCGUAGAUGAACGCUUCAUUCUCACUCAAAACAUGCUCGACACAUGAUUUAUGCCGAAAGGGAGCAGUCCAUUAUUAGUCGAGUUAUCUCUCUUCUGGCACACCGAGUGUCCAAAGUCAAGGAGGAAAAUACGGAGAGAAUUUCGUCGCCUGGGGAUUCGCCUGGCGGUGCCCUCGGCGAGAAAAAUGGCCCGGCGAACACGACUUGGGGAUUUAUUUUUUUCCUUUUCUGGAGGUUUUUUUGGUUCUCGAAGUGACAAGGAACACUUGUUUGGACGUUUUGGCAACAUUUUUAGCUUGAUUUUUUUUUCUUGAAGGGAUUAAAACUCUUUUUUCACUGAGGAAUAACGUUAUACGGGCCUAGAUUUUUCAGUUUGGCUUGAGAUUUUCUUAGAAUUUUUAGAAGGUUGGUUCUAAAAACGGAUUUUUGCCGAUGAGCCGCGAUACUACGAAAGAGGACGUUCUUAGGAACUCCAGAGUGGCCCCUACAGGGGCCCUUGCAGAGGCCCUCUAGGGGCCACUUAACCAACCCCUAUAGGGGUCACCAAAGCUUGCUAGUCGAUAAUUUUUAAGAACUCUGAGAGAAGAAGGACUUUCCUGGGAAAAAAACUGAUUAAAUAAGUGUUUUUUGAAUGAAAUUGAAAAACUCCUAUAGGGACCAUUUGAACUUUAGACCCUGGACCCUGAACCCUUAGGGACCACUUUACCCCUAUAGGGACCACUUUUUUAUCCCCUAUAGGGUCUGCUUUUCUCCUAACCUCUAUAGAGACCACCCUGAAAUUCCUGAGUUUUCACUAGCUCCAUGAGACUUUUUCGAAGCAUUCAAAUUCCCUUCUUUAUUCAAAAUUUUUCCAGUUGGAAAAAAAAACUUCCUACCCAGAAUACUCUCUAGACUCCCUCCAAACUUAUCUCAUUUACUCACAUCGAAAUCUGACGUCUUGGCUCUCGGUUGGACAUCAGCGACGCCUGUCAGGAAACCCCGUUUUGACGUGUGCCGCACAGGAAACUCGGCCUGCGGGCUCGAAAUUUGCAUUUUGAUUGCGUUCCGCGCUUCAGAAAAAUCUUAUAUUUCUAAUGUUUGAGGGAAGCUUGAUACACAUAUUACACAUGAGCUCUAUCUUUUUUCAAAUUUUGGAUGGUCAAAGUUUAAUAUUAAUAAUAAGUCAUUGAAAAAUACAGAGAUGGCACAAGAAACAAAAAAAGAACUGAGGUGGAUGAAAUAAAGUAAAACCCGAUUUUCACAGCACCCCAACGAGUGCAGAGACCGGGACUCAUACACGUAAAUUUAAGAGAUUGAGUAGUUUAAAGGUUAUCUAUCCGAUUAUCUGAAAGCACCGUUCUGUUUGAGACUACUGUAACCAAAUUUGAACUUUUUUUUCAGGCGGCGGCGCAUCAGAAGACAUAAUGGCUUGUCUGCGGCAGGAGCGCGCCAAACACGAGAAUCCGUCGCAGAACAUCGUCACGGUUACGGCCGAAAAUCCUGCCUAUCUUCACUGUCGGGUUUCCAGUCAUCAUGAGGUGAUUUUUAUUGAGAUGGGCUGAAAAUUUGGAGUUUUUUGAUGCUGACGCUGUGAUUUUAGCUUGAAAUCUUCAAACUUAAAUGGGAUAUUUUACUGGUUUUGAGGAUAUUUUGGUUUCAGUAAAGACGGAAAAUCUUUUUCCGGUUUUUUGAAAUGGUUCUGAAGACUGUGAUAACUGUAUAAUAUCUGCUUUCAUUGAUUAAUAAUUUGAUGCCGUGUUCAAAGUGAUUCCGCGAAAUUCAAAAUAGCCGUCAGAGAAAGAGAAAGAUAACUAAAUUUUGGAGGGUCAGAGACCAUUUUGCAUUUCGCGGAAAUUACUUUGAACACGGCAUGAAAUUUCUUAAAACUGUAGAUUUCAUCAAUUUUUUUGGGUAAUUUAAGAACGUUUUAAUUAUUCUAGUUAUAUUUUUUUGAAAUGUCUCUGACUGAUCUAUAGAAACGGCGAUUUUUUAAAGAGGCUUGCGAUUUUUUCAAGAAUCUCCAUGUAUGCUCCACGUUGCCUUACGGUGUCUUUUUUUGGACAAUUUUUUUAAAAUCAUAUUUUUUUGUCCGCAUUUUACUGCAUUAUAGCUUUUUUUGAUUAAAAAAAUAUUUUUAAAUGUCUUUUUUUCGGCUCUCGAUAAUGAUUCUGAAAUGACUCUCACCGAUCCACUACAAAAAAGUUUCCGGCGCCGAUCUUUUUGUUUUUAUGAACUUCAGUUUUUUUCAAAAUUGUUUUUUUCUUCCGCGUAUUACAGUCUUUAUGGUUUUUCUGAUUCAAAAGAAUUUGAAAGAGGCAUUUCUCGGUUCUCGAUAAUGAUUCCGAAACGACUCCCACCGAUCCACAACAAAAAAAGUUUCCGGCGCCGAUCUUUUUUUUUUUUAAAUAAAGAGUUUUUUUUAAAAUUUAUCGUUUGGUCCACAUUUUACAAUCUUUAUGGUUUUUUUCUGAUUCAAAAAGAAUUUGAAAAAGCCGUUUGUCGGUUCUCGAUAAUGAUUCCGAAACGACUCCCACCGAUCCACAACAAAAAGAUGGAUCCUGUGCCGACCUUGUUAGCCAUCCGGCCGGUCACUUGUUGUGUUCCAUAAUUAGUGUCAAUGGCGGGGCCGUUAAUCCGCCACGGCUGACGAUUGUUUCUCAUGCAAAUGGCAAGGAAAACAUUGAAUCUGUUGUUUUUUUGAGAAUUUGAAGUUAAAUUGGUAAUAUUAAAGUAGUUUGAGAGGAAAAUGUUCUUUAUUAUUGAUUUAACGUAAUUCAGGACUUUCGGAUAGAUUUUAAUGAGAACGGGAAAAGGUUUCGGCUGAAUAAACCUUGAAACUUAAGGCUUCAAAGUUUGGUUAUUUAUUUCAAAAAGGUCAAAAAGAUUUCCACUAAAACGAAAUCCUAGUCUUUCUAUUCAUGACAGUUCAACGAACACGGAGUGUCAGGUGCCAAUUAUCCUGAUUCGAAGCGACAAAAAAGCUCCAAUUUUUUCGUUGUCCUGAGAAAAAAAACGGUCAGAUGGGCCGUCACCUAAUCGAGUGGUUACGUCAUUUCCUCUGUCCUAACGCGGCUCUUUUUUCAUUUGCCGAUUGGCCAAUUAGGCAAAAAAAGGACACUUGAUUGUUUUCUGUAUGAAGAAAGGUACAGAAGAAAACGGCGGCUUUCCGAAAUUUUGAACUUCUUGACUCCCAAGGCCUUUUCGAAUCGUUCAAAACUGUUUCCAUAGAUAUUAGAAAGUCUGAUUCGACACUAUGGCCAUUUCCAUAUACGGUCACAACGCCAUUCACACUCGAGGGCCAGCUGGCAAUUAUGGCGCUCGACGAAUCCAUUACAGAUUUUCAGCGCCAAUGGGCUUACCGUACCGUGAAGAGGGUGUAAGUGGCGGUGGGAAGGUUACAAGUGGUUGGAUAGGAUUUUUAGGGGAGAUCAAUGGUUUUGAAAUCCAGAUUUCGUGGAAAAUUGUUUCUACAUCUGUUUUUGAGAAGCUAUCGAAUGAUCAAUUUUCAAUUACAGGUCGCUUGGACACGUGUUUCGGAUGCAGCCCUCCUGACCGCUGGAAAUAGGACUUUUACUCGAGAUCCACGCUGGCAGGUGUCCCGAAAAGCUGAGGACAUUUGGGUCCUCAACUUGAGGUUAUUUUUUCGGGGAAGUUCAAAAAACUCAUUUCGUGAUGACUUUAUUGAUGGAAGGAUCGUUAAAAGCGUUUCGGUCUACUCAAAGUUCAGUGAAAACCGUUAUAAUUAGGAAUGCCAUUCGGGAGCUGCAAACUUGAAAGCUCGAAAUUAAGGAAGUUGGGAACUGGAAAAUUGAAAGCUCGAAACUUAGGACUGCAGUUGGGAGCUGCAAACUUGGAAGCUCGAAACUUGGGACUGCCAGUUGGGAGCUGCAAACUUGAAGGGUCGAUUUAUAGGAUUCUCAGUUGGGAGCUGCAAACUUGAAAGCUAGAAUCUCAGGACUGUCAGUUGGGAGCUGCAAACGAAAGCUCGAAACUUAGGACUGCAGUUGGGAGUUGCAAACUUGGAAGCUAGGAUCUUAGAACUGCCAGUUGGGAGCUGCAAACUUGAAAGGUCGAAACUUGGGACUCUCAGUUGGGAGAUGCAAACUUGAAGGGUCGAAUUAUAGGAUUCUCAGUUGGUAGCUGCAUACUUGGAAGCUAGAAUCUUAGGACUCUCAGUUGGGAGCUGCAAACGAAAGCUCGAAACUUAGGACUGCCAGUUGGGAGCUGCAAACUUGAAAACUAGAAUCUUAGGACUGCCAGUUGGGAGCUGCAAACUUGAAAGGUCGAAACUUAAGACUCUCAGUUGGGAGCUGCAAUUUUGGAUAUGAAAGGUGCGCAUUCCGAACUUGGAACUACCACUUUUGAAACUUAACGUUAGAAGCUUAGAACUCGAUACUGUCAAAUUUAAGCCGCCAGAAAGUAUUUUCUUUGCAGCCUGAGCUACUUUGCGUGCCACCAUGAACACAUCGGGACCUUCUUGUUCAUGAAAAACCAAAACCUUCGAAAAAAAAAGAACACUCGGUGUGGUCCCAAUUCAAAUUGAAAGUGGAAAUGAAAAGAGGAGGUGGCCUCAAAAUCCACUUUACUCGAAGAUUGGAAGAACUCAAUCAGUCGCGGGCGAUUUGAAGAACUAGAAGAAGUAGUAGAAGAAGAAGAAGAAGCACGAACGUUAUAUAGGUGGAAUUGGAUUACUCGCGCGCAAAACGAUGGGCGAGGAAAAGUGCUUCAGAGAGCGAAUCACUUGAAUGUUCUACUCCGAAAGAGAGGGGAGACACCUGCCUUUUUAAUUCGAAGAUCAAUUUGGGGGUUUGGAAAGGUCUUGAUUUUGAGCUGAGGUUUAAAGAAGUUGGGGCCUAGAAAGUUGCAUUUGACUUCAUAGGCAAAUUCGGAAAGGGUCGAAAAAGGCUCCGUAGAAGACUGAGAAAGGCUCCUUUUUUGCAGCUUCUUUGGGCCAUUUUCUCGGCUCUUAUGCACCAUUUUUGCUACCUCUCCCUUUUUCAAUCAUUUCUUGAGCCGUUAAAAUCGCAGAAAAAAUGGGAGGGUCGAUAAAGGGACUCUUUUUGCUGCCUUUUUUGAGCCUCUCCUCUAGCGGCCAUUAUCCAUAAUUCCGACUUUGCCCGAGUUUUAAUAAGACUGGUCUAUUGGAAACGGAUAACUUGGGCUUAUCCUGUGUUUCACCGCUUUAUUAAUACUUAUUAACUAUUCAUUAUUUUUUCUAGUUAUUUCAAUAAUAAAGAGUUUUUUCCAGAAGAGCCGAACUCACCGAUACCGGCUGUUACCUGUGUGAGGUCAACGACAAGUACAGUACCGUCUACGCUGUUUUUCUCAGCGUACAAGGUAAUUUUUUCACAUUGUCGAAAAAAAAAAGUUCUCCUCUUGAAAAAAACUAAUCGUAAAAAAAGUUUUUCUAGUUCUCCUUUUCAAUCAAGCGCGUUUUUUGCGCCUAGACGUAUGCAAAUUGCUAUCCUUGAAGAAAAAAACGAAGUAGAAAUGUGUCGGAAUAAAUUUGUUUUGCGAGACAGCUGCCAAAAUUGUGCGCGUUUUUUUACGCGCAAUUUUAUACACACGGGGAUGUUUUGAAUUCGAGUUUAAACUAGAGAUCUUCGGAAAAAAUAUGAAAUAAGUUUUUUACAGAACCGCCGCCGCCGUCCCCUUCUUCAGCGCAGAGUUUGUUGUUUUUAAGUGGAUUUUUUUGUUGAAAAAUGAAACUUUCGUAGGACUUUGUCUCUUUUAGGAGUUUGAUAUUGAUUUUAUCAUAAAAAGGGAGAAAAAUUUCUGGCUUCGACCUGAAGAAUGUUUGUCUACUAACAGUUUGAGAUUUUUUUCAAGCUUUGAAAAUGAAUUUUUUUCAGUAGAAUGAAAUUUUUUUCAUAGUAAUCCCAGAUUCUAUAUCAAAAUAAUGAUUAUUUUCAAGCUGUAUGUCUAAAUAAUUCACUGAUUAUUUUCAGAGAAAACCACGCGGCUAAUGGCGAAUAUGGCUGGCGACGAGGUGUUGCUCAAUUGCACCGUGACGACUUCAGAUUCCGGCGAAUCGGUCGAUGACAUCGUCUGGACCCGAAACGGCGAUCAUAUCGACUUUAAUAACACUGAAAGUGAGUUUCUGAGAAGUAUUAAUCUGAAAAAAUGUUAGAUAAUUAGGAAAAUGGACCUGAGCAAGCUUGAGGGAAGUACUGACAUACAGUUAAAUUGCUUUAUUUUUCGUAUAUCUUUUGUUUCAAGCUAAAUCCUGCGCUUGUAGAUAUUCCUCAUCAUAAUCGUUAUUAAACUUCACCUUAAAAAGUAUGUCGAAAGUUCUCGAAGGUCAGUAGAAAUAGGUAAUUUUGAAAAGUCGACAAACCCUGAAAUAUUCACACGCUCAUUGCGGAUGCAGACUUUGUGGGUACACGCCUAACGUGACACGAGGCUCAUGACUUAUUCAAAACUAUUAUCUGGCAAUUGUUUGAGUGAGCGCAAUUGCAAAGUCCGUUCGGCCGUUCCAAAGGGAUAGAGUAAGGUUGAGAUUCGAGAAAAGUAAGAAAAAGUCAUGAAUGCCAAGAAAUUUUGAUUUUAGGGACUUAUAUAAGAAGAAGAAGAAGAAGGGGCAAGCAGCGCCGCGUUUCAGUUCCAGUUGAUUGGAGAGUAUCAAAAUUAUCCAUGAAACUCAUAAAAUGGAUUAUUUUUAACUCAAACGCUUACAUUUUACCCUUGGAUUGAGUACUUUUUGAGCCUGUUUUAAGAAAUCCAUAUUUUCAAAACAAGCGAAAAAUGAGAGCUGCCUAGAUUUUAAAAUUUUGUUUGAGCUUUCUAUGGAAUUCCGGCACAUCGGCUUUUUUUUUACUAAUUCAGAAUACGUUUGGAAGGCGAAACGAGACGCUGGCGUCGUUGUCCAGACGCUCCGGAUUCGGAAGGCGACGAUGGAAGACGACGGCGACUACGCCUGCGAACAUAGGCAUCAGAAGGCCAGCCAGAUCGUCCAUAUCAAUAGUUCGUUCAUUCAUUUUCGUAUUGUGAAGAAAUCUCUCAUAUUUUUCUCAUUUCAGAAGCCGAGGCUCAGCGUAGUUCAACUACCAGCACCACGUCUCCGCAAUCUUUCAUUUCUAUUUUCUCUUCUUUACUCUUUAUUUUACUAUUUCGUCAUAAUUAAUUAGGUUUUCCACAUUAUCAUGAUUGUUUGUACACAUCUAUCAGAUUACGGUAAAACUCGAGAUUAUAUUCCAUGUCAUCAAUAUGCCUCCACAGAAUCAUAAAAUUGAUGCUUUACUGCCUCAUCGGUGAAUUUUAACACGUCUGUUUUCAUGUCUUUCUUCUUUCAUUUUCACUUUAUCAUUAUUGUGCUUCAGUUGAUUGAAUAAGUGAGUUUCAGGCCUCAUCUUGUCGAUUCUUGGUAUUUUUUGUUGGUUAUAAAUUAUUUUCAAAGAAAUUUUUAUUCCGUAAAAAUUUAAAGCGUUGGAUUCACUUUUAUGCUUUCGGUUCAAAGGUUUGGGUCUUUGAUACUUUCGAUUUCUUGCGAGCUCUGCGCUAAUCAAGUUUUGAAAAAAUUUAAUUGAGCCGGUUGAAUUUUCCGGCGCAUUCGACGUUAAAUUUCGUGCGAUGCGAUGCGUUGUCUGAAGGCACGCACGACCUCUGGCCUAAUCAAUUUCCAUUUUGUAACUUUUACGUUUUUCGUUUUUUUGUUAUUUUCAUAUGGUUUAGUUCAUUUCAAAGUAAAUAACUGUUCUGACAUGCUGGAGACCUUCUUUUGAACGAUUUGUUAGUUCCUUUAUCCGGUAUUUCGCUCGCGACCGCACCAAAUGCAAAAGAAGUUCUUAGAAAUGAGGAAUCGAUCAAGAUCAAGAUCUCCCAGAAGGGAUAGAGGUGAUGAUCGGUCCAGCAGGCGACGAGAUGAAGAUAGAAGGGACAGGAAAAGCAAAAAGGAGAGGAGGAGACGGUAAAAGUUUCAGUUUUUUCCGAACUCUGUUCUUUUGUUUCCAGUCAUCGAAGUUCAUCUAGUGAAACUUCUGACGCCGCUAAUAAACUUGGAAGUAUCCUGAAUGAGAAGAAAAAGCGAGAGAAGAGUCCAGAAAAGGAGAAGGAGAAAAAUGGAGCCAAGUGAUUUCUAUUUAGUUUAUUGUAAACAUAGCGUUUUUGUAGGCCAGCUCCGAGCGAAGUUCAAAUCGAGUUAGGCACUCCUUUCGAUGAGAACACGUUGAGUGAAACAGCGAGAAAGUAUUUAGAAACGAGGAUUACAGAACAGGUUGAGAAAAAAGAGUGACCCAAUUGAUUUUGUGCAUUUAUUCAGGUUUCCUCACGAGUUGACAAGCUGGAGGCUUUGAUGGCAGAAAAAGCCACGGCGGCACGGCACGAAAUGGAAAGAAUGCUUCGAGCUCAGAUUGAGAACGAAAUGGCCAUGGAACUCGCCGAGUGCCGGAAACGCGAUGUAAAAAAAUUUUUAAUGAAUAGUUUUUAAAAAAAUGAUAAAUUUUCAGGAAGAUUCGCGAAAACGUUGCCAACAGCUUGAAGCCGAACUCGAGAAAAAAAGAUUAAAGACGCCGAAGAAAGUCAAAAAGAAAUAUGUAAGUUUAUUUCUUUUCUUACUUUGAAAAUUUCAAAUUUUAAUGAUUUUUUUUGAUUGAGCAGCGAAAUCCUCACUUUGGACUCUUAUUUCGUCUUUUCAUGUGUUUCUAUUUUUUCAGAGGUUUUCAUGUUAAUUUUUUUUCCAGUUUAGUUAUUUAUCUAAAGCCACAUUGAUUCAUGAUUGUUUCUUGUUUCAAAAAACCGUCGAGCUAUCUCCCAUCCAAUAUAUUUUUUCUGUCUUUCACCUGAUUUUCACUUUUCAAGAGUUUUUUCAAGAUUCUGUUAGGGUUUCUUUCGAUUAAAAAAAUCUUCACUUAAGAUUUUGAUUUAAAGCUGUGAUGUUUUUUUGGAUUGGCCUGUGCGCAUAUCUCAUCUCCGAAAUAUUUUUGACUAGAUUACUAGGAUUUUUCUUUAGAAUACGAAUACAGUCAUAGUUUAUGCAUAUGUGAAUUUUGAAUAAUUCCUGCUUUCCAUUUUUUUUUGUUUCAUAAUUCAUCUGUGCCUUAGUUUUUAUCUUUUCAUUUUGUCUUGAACUCCUAUAGCUCUAGGCGAAAUAACCUCUCGAAAUCGAACUCAGUUUGGUCAGACGCGAAUCAACCGGCCCACUAUCGCGCACACAAAAACGACUGUAAUCGAGGUUUCCCAAAUAUGCGAAACGGGUGUCUUUCCGAAAAAAUGUUUGUUGAUUUUUAGAAAAAUGGCAGGUUUGUUCAUUUUAAGAUGAAACUAUUUGAAGUAUAUAGUUUGGAAUUUUACUUCUUUCAAGGACAAUGGACGGUUUACCUGUGCAUAGUUUUUUAGGAGAGGAAUGAGAGAUUAAAGGAGGCAUUUUGAAAAGAUUUUUUCCUUUUGAAAGCUCCUGUAUCUGCGUAUUCUGAAUCAAAAGUAUAAAGUAUUUUAAGCGCAGAAAAUUGGCGUUUUUUCGUGUUUGGGAUAGCCUCUCGGGAGCUGCAAAAUUAAUAUCGCUUUUUUAGCGCUGCAAGUUUGGGACUGUUAAAUUCAGAAGUCGUAAAAAGUACACAAAAACUUCAGAAGGAUGUUGUGAUGUAAUUAUAUGUCUUUUUCUUCACCUAAAUCCUUCAAUUUCUUGUUCUUCCCUCCAAGUUUCGAAUAAAACAAUGCGCAGAGCCGUUGCUUCACCGAACAUUAUCAAUUUUAUUCAUUUUCAGGACGAAGGCCGCCUGGAGAUGCUGGCUCAGCGAAGCCAGCUUGAGCGCGAAAGAGCUGAGCUGGCUCGCCAGAAGUCGGAGCUCGAAAAAAACGAACAACAGGCGAUUAUCAAUAAAGGAGGUGCCGCUCGCGCUCCCAUCAAGUUCAAAUUCGGAAAAUAGCAAAGUGUCUGGAAAAAAUGCCUUAUUUCCAAAACAUGGAUCUCCCCUUUAUUAACUCCUUUCUCUUGAAGUUUUCUCUGUGCCAUCAAAAAAAUAAAGCGCCUUGGCACGAGGAGUUGUAAUAAUUUGCUUCUUAAUUGAAAAUGCGUGGUUAUUAUUCUUCUUCCUUCGUAUAUUUGUAUGCGUGCUUGUUUUUUUUUUUCGUACUUUCAAUACUAUACUUCGUUUUUUCAUUGCCAACCGCCUCCGAGACACUUGGAAUAAAUGAUUAAUAAAGUUUAAUAUUGAUUCAAAAAAAGUAAUCGUUUUGACCACGAGAGAUAUUUUUUUGAAUUCAGAUUAAAAAUUAAUUUAUAAAUUAUGUAGUAGCCAUGAUGUUGGUACUGCUCCUGGCAUUUUUGCCAGUAGUUUCUGGCCAAUGGAACUCGGAAGAACUCGCCAUGUACGAUUUGAUUGAGGAAUCCGGCCUCAAUUUUUAUGAAUUUUAUGGAGUCGCCAAGGUUUUCCUUUUGAAAUUGUUGAGAUUUUCAAUAAUAUUUGUUUUUGGGACGCCUCAAUUGGGGAGAUAAAAAAGGCGUAUAGGAAAUUAUCAUUGGAGUACCAUCCGGAUCGAAAUAGGGCCGAGGACGCUGUGCAAAAGUUUCAACAGGUGGUUUUUCAAUUCCUUUUUUCAUGUUUAAAAAAAGUUAAGUUUAUAGAAAUCGCGUUUUCGCGCUUUCAAUAAGAAAGCCUUGAAACGCUCAAAAUCUAAAUUUAGAAGUUUUUCACUUUUUAAAUUUUUUUCAAAUUUUUUCUCACACACAAGUAUUAUUAUUUACGAAGUAAAUGUAGGGAAAGUUUGGAAAAUUUUCUUCUUUUAUGGACGUUCUAAUGAAAUUAACAUUUUUUCAAUAUUUUACAAAGCCAUAUAGUGAGCGGCAGUAACUUGCAAACUAAAAAAUAAGUUUAAUAUUGAAAAAAAUUAAGUUUUAAACCAGUUUCGACUAUUUAGAACAUGUUUUUGGUUUUUUUUUAAAUAUCCAAUAAGUUUUUGUAUCAUUCUAUUAAAGACGAGCAGGUGACUGGAAUCUACGAUGUUCUCAAAUCAAAAGACCUACGCGAGAAGUAUGAUAAUGUGCUCGAAUUUGGAAUGCCGAAUUGGCGACAACCCGUUUUCUAUUUCCGGUAGAAGGAAUUUAUUUAAAAUUUGGAACAAUGGAACAAAAUUCAGUCGAAUGCGAAAGUUGGCGUGGUACGAAGGAAUCUUCGUUCUGCUGUUCAUAGGAACAAUUGCUCAUUAUUUCAUGAUGUGGGCCAAUUAUUUCGAGAAGUCUCUUGUCUAUAAAGAUGUGAUUUUUCACACUUCAUCAUAAAAACUAAUUGAAAUAAUUUAGGCCCAGAAAAGAUCGAAGAAAAAGGAGCAGAAGAAAGAAACCGAUGAAGAUGCGGCUCGGAAAGAAGCUCUCGAUAUCUAUAAGCCAAAAAUAUUUGAGCUCUUGCCGGUUUUAUUGUUUUUCGGCUGUUGUAACCUUUUCAAGGUGAUCGGAUUUUUUAAAGAGUUUUUCAAGUUCCUUUUUGUUUUCAGGAUCUUGUGAUUGUUGCCAAAUCGAUGAGCCGGAAGGAAAAUGAUGAGGAGAAGGUAAAAUAUUUUUCGAAAAACUUUACGUCAGAGAAACUUUGAAAUAUUGAUGAAAUUGGAUUUUCGAGGUUUUGAAAGAAUUUUCGUAGUUUUUUCAGUUUCUGGCCAGAAUUAUUUUAUACUCUUUUGGUAUAACCGAAUUGGAAAAAAAUUUACCGAAAUCAUUCUCACAACGUUCUGAGAUCUGAAAAAUAAUGGCGAAUUACCUGGAAUUUUUUUCGAUAAGAACUGUUCAAAUUUUUAAAAGGAUGUUUUUCUGAUAAGAAAUGUCUUAGUUUCAAUUUUUAAAAGUUGAAACGGUGUAAGUUUUCAAAAAUCAAUUUUUUGCCCAUAAUUGAAAGAAAACGUUUUUUGUUUGCUUGUUCAGUCAUUUAACUUUAACUUGUCCCUUUCAGGAGCUCCUCGAAGAACAACCGAGACCCAAAAGAAUCAAUCCAUCAGUUCCUCAGCCUGUCUACGAGUUUGAAGUUGCUAGGGACAAUAAGCCAGUUUCAACAAAUGAUCCCGAAGCUGAGAGGAAAUAUGCGGCCGAAAACGAGAUGGUUUCCAAAAGUGAUUCAUUAAUUUUUCAAUUAUCAUUUGAAAAGCGCACUUUUUCAUUCUUAAGUGAAUUUUUUGGUGCUCUGAUUCAAGCUUUCAUUUACAGGUUUUUAAAGAUAUUCUUUAUCCUUUUUUAUUUUCUAAAACUUCAUUGAAAAGAAAAUAUCUUUUUUUCAGAACAAAGCCGGCGGCGCCUGGACACCAGAUGAGCUAGCCAAUUUGGUCCGUUUGAGCACGGAAAAAGUAUCCCGCAGGUUUUGAAAGAAAAUAGAAAAGCUAAGAAUCUUGAAUGUUCAAGGAACGCCCAAUCGGUGGGAGCAAAUGGGCCGAGUUCUGAAUCGGAGUCCAGAUGACGUCAUCUCCAUGGCUGGCAAGUUGAAGCAGAUGAAACAGGUUAGCUAUAAGAUUUUCUAACCUUCUAAGGAAUUCUCCAUUGAUAAAAUUAAGAAGGUCAAAAAAUCAAAACUUUCAGGAAGAGUACACGAAAUUGCUGCAAAGACAGCAGUGUACGGCGGUCAAUGAAAGUUCCACGUCAUCUGGAGCGGCGAAGGCCCCAGCGACGUCGGCCGUCGCCGAUUCUGCCGGCAUCGUUAGGAUCGAAGAGUGGAGCCAGGCCGAGCAGAAGGCGUUCGAACAGGCCUUGCAGAGGAUACCGAAAGGCGUCGAUGAGAGGUUAUUUCAGAAAAAAAAAUCCAGAAAAUUUUUCAGAAUCUUGCUGAUAGAGCGUUUGAGCCACAAAAAAACUCAUGUUCAAAGGUUUUUUGAAAACUUUUGUUCAGUAUAAGUUUCAAAGCUCUAGGAAAGAAAGGAAAGGAAUUCAAUUAGUUUUGUAGAAGAAAAAAUCUGAAAGCUUCAAAAUUUGCUGAGCCGUUUGUGACUUGCCAGGACUUUUCUGAUGAGAAUUCCAGAUGGGAACGGAUUUCCGAAGCCGUGGGGACCAAAACCAAAAAGCAAUGUAUGCAGAGGUUUAAAGACCUCAUGGAGAUGAUCAAAAAGAAGAAGCUGGAAGCGCAAUAG